Cuculus canorus (common cuckoo) is the source of this 4784-nucleotide messenger RNA. It is a transcript of the gene CNNM4, whose product is annotated as cyclin and CBS domain divalent metal cation transport mediator 4. Gene Ontology annotation, biological process: magnesium ion homeostasis; magnesium ion transport. Gene Ontology annotation, molecular function: sodium ion transmembrane transporter activity; magnesium ion transmembrane transporter activity. Gene Ontology annotation, cellular component: plasma membrane. The transcript is spliced from 7 exons. NCBI's taxonomy places the organism in Eukaryota, Metazoa, Chordata, Aves, Cuculiformes, Cuculidae. The record is from RefSeq and is a predicted model, not a curated record. Bases 331 to 3822 code for a protein of 1163 amino acids.
CCCCGCCCACCAGCCGGGUCCUAGUGCCCACUUCCCACCCCACCCCCAGCCAAGUCUUAGCGCCUCUUCUCCAGGUCCUAGUGCCUCCCCAGUCGGCUCCUGUUGUCCGGCAGCCGGGUCCUAUUGCCUCCCCGACAGAUUCCUGUGCCCUCUCAUGUCGCAGUACCUCUCCCCAAAGUCCUAGUUACUCCCGCUUCAGGUCCAAGUUCUUCCCUCGCCUAGGUUCUAACAUCCCCCCCAACUGUGGGCCCCAUACGUUGCCGUUGCCCCUUUAAGCCGCGGGGCGGGGGGGGUGGCGCAGAGCGCCCCGCUGCCUCCAGACGCGCGAAGAUGGCGGCGGGCGGCGGGCGGCGCGGGGGCAGUGGGGCCGGGACUGGGAUCGUGGCUUCCCCGCCGCCGCCGCCGCUGCUGCUGCUGCUGCUGUUGCUGCUCCCGCUGCCCCGCGGGGCCCUGGCGCUGGGGGCGCGGCUGGAGCGGAGUGCAGAGACCCUGGGGACGCGGCUGGAGCAGAGAACGGAGACCCCCAGGGACAGCGCGGCCGCGCGGCUGAAGCCGAGAGCGGAGCCCCCGGCGGCGGGGAUGGAGCUGGAGCAGAGCAUGGAGCGGAGCGUCAGUCCCCCCAGGGAUGGUGCGGCGCUGGGGAUGAGGCUGGAGGAGAGCAUAGAGCCCCGGGGGGUGCGGCUGGAGCAGAGAACGGAGCCCCCAAGGAUGCGGCUGGAGCGGAGCCUGGAGCCCCCCAGGGACGGUGUGGGGUUGGGGAUGGAGCAGAGCCUGGAGCCCCCCGAGGACGGCGCGAUCCUGGGGAUGCAGUUGGGGCAGAGCGUGAAGCCCUUGAGGGUGGGGAUGGAGCAGAAUGCGAAGCCGCUGGGGGACAGCACGGUCCUGGGGGUGCGGCUGAAGCGGAGCACGGAGCCCUUGGAGAUGCGGCUGGAGCAGAGAGCAGAGCCCCCAGGGCUGGGGUUGGAGCUGGAGCAGAGCAUGAAGCCCCCAGCGCUGCAGUUGGAACAGAGCAUCAAUCCCCCCAGGGACAGUGCGGCUCUGGGGAUGCGGCUGGAGGAGAGCAUGAAGCCCCCAGGGGACAGCAUGGUCCUGGGGGUGCAGCUGGAGCAGAGUGUGAAGCCCCCUGGGGACACUGUGGCCUUCGGGGUGGGGCUGGAGCUGGAGCAGAGCAUGAAGCCCCUGGAGAUGCAGCUGAAGUCCCCAAGCAUGGGGCUGGAGCCCUCCAGGGACAGCAUGGUGCCAGGGAUGCGACUGGAGCGGAGUGCAAAGCCCUUGGAGAUGCGGCUGGAGGAGAGUGUGAAGCCCCCCAGGAACAGCAUGGCACUGGGGAUGGGGCUGGAGGAAGGCGCCAAGCCCCCCAGGGAUAGUGUGGCACCUGGGAUGGGGCUGGAGCAGAGUACAAAGCCCCCCAGGGACAGUGUGGGACCUGGGAUGGGGCUGGAGGAGAAUGCCAAGCCCUUGGAGAUGCGGCUGGAGGAGAGCGUGAAGCUCACAGGAGACAGCAUGGCGCUGGGCGUGCAGCUGGAGGACAGCACAAAGCCAGUGAUGGAUGGUGUGGCGCUGGAGAUGCGGCUGGAGGAGAGCACGAGGCCCCCGGCAGACACCGUGGUGCUGGGGAUGCGGCUGGAGGAGAGCACGAAGCCGGUGGGGGCUCCAUCCCUCGGACCCAUCCGCGUGACCGAGGGCAGUGAGGUGCUGCUGCGCCUCUACGGGCACGGCCUGGGUCCCCGCGCUGCCGAGAGAGUGGCUUUCGCCGAACUGCGCCCGAAGACCAAUGCCUCGGCGCCCAACGGCACCUGCCCCGAGCGCUCGCAGGACCUGGUGGUGCAGCCUGGCCCGGCCGAACCCCUGCACAGCACCUCGGCCCUGCUGCGGGUCCACGUCCAGCCCCUGCGCAAGGACGAGCAUGACAAAACCUACAUCCUCUGCACCCAGCGCCAGCCUGGCCAGCCCUGGUUGCCCCACCAGGGCCCCGAUGGUCACAUCUUGGUCCUGGAGGAGAAGAAAUCAUUGCUCCCGCUUUGGCUGCAGAUCAUCCUGAUCGCGGGGCUGUUGGUGCUGUCGGGAAUGUUCAGUGGCCUCAACUUGGGGCUGAUGGCACUGGAUCCCAUGGAGCUGCGCAUCGUCCAGAACUGCGGCACCGAGAAGGAGAAGCGGUAUGCCCGUAAGAUCGAGCCCAUCCGACGGAAAGGGAACUAUCUGCUCUGCUCCUUGCUGCUGGGCAACGUGCUGGUUAACACCACCCUCACCAUCCUCCUCGAUGAUCUCAUCGGCUCCGGGAUCGGUGCUGUUGUGGCUUCCACCAUCGGCAUCGUUAUCUUUGGGGAGAUCGUGCCCCAAGCGCUCUGUUCACGCCACGGCUUGGCCGUUGGUGCCAACACCAUCGUGGUCACCAAGUUCUUCAUGCUGGUCACCUUCCCGCUCUCCUACCCCAUCAGCAAGCUCCUCGACUGCAUCCUAGGCCAAGAGAUCGGCACCGUCUACAACCGGGAGAAGCUGGUGGAGAUGUUGAAGGUGACGGAACCCUACAAUGAUCUGGUGAGGGAAGAGCUCAACAUGAUCCAGGGAGCCCUGGAGCUGCGCACCAAGACGGUGGAGGACGUGAUGACGCCGCUGCAGAACUGCUUCAUGAUCAACAGCGACGCCAUCCUGGACUUCAACACCAUGUCAGAGAUCAUGGAGAGCGGCUUCACCCGCAUCCCCGUGUACGAGGAUGAGCGUUCCAACAUCAUGGACAUCCUGUACGUCAAGGACCUGGCCUUUGUCGACCCGGAUGACUGUACCCCCCUCAAAACCAUCACCAAGUUCUACAACCACCCUGUCCACGUCGUCUUCCACGACACCAAGCUAGAUGCCAUGCUGGAGGAGUUCAAAAAGGGGAAGUCCCAUCUGGCCAUUGUGCAGAAGGUAAACAACGAGGGUGAGGGCGAUCCCUUCUACGAGGUGCUGGGGCUGGUGACGCUGGAGGACGUCAUCGAGGAGAUCAUCAAGUCGGAGAUCCUGGACGAGUCUGAUACCUUCACCGACAACCGCAGCAAGAAGCGGGUGGGCAACCAGAAGAACAAGAGGGACUUCUCAGCCUUCAAGGACCCUGUCAAUGAGCUGAAAGUGAAGGUCUCCCCACAGCUGCUCCUGGCCGCCCACCGCUUCCUCUCCACGGAGGUGACGCUCUUCACCCCAAACUUCAUCUCGGAGAAGAUCCUUCUGCGGCUCCUCAAAUACUCCGACGUCAUCCAGGAGCUGAAAUUCGAUGAGGAGAACAAGAAAUCCCCGCGUCACUUCCUCUACUGCAAGAACAAGGCAGCCGACUACUUCAUCCUCAUCCUGCAGGGCAAGGUGGAGGUGGAGGCCGGCAAGGAAUGCAUGAAGUUUGAAGCGGGAGCGUUCUCCUAUUACGGGGUGAUGGCCAUCAGCCCCCCUCCUGCAUCAGAGAUCCGCUCCCCAUCCCACGUCAGCAGCCUCAACCGCUCGGCGUCGCUCAGCUACCACGAGCGCUCCGACUCCGUCUCCUCGCCUGUCAGCGGCAGCAACAACCAGCUCAACGCUGGCACUGGCGCCCAGUACGUGGCCGACUUCAGUGUCCGCGCUCUCACCGACCUCCAGUUCGUCAAGAUCACGCGGCAGGAAUACCAGAAUGGCCUGACGGCCUCCCGCAUGGACAGUUGUCCCCAGUCCCCCGACAGCAACGCCCCAAAGCUAGAUACCGCUUUACCGGAGAAACCAGAACCCACCGCCACCGCUGACGAGACCACCAGCCUCCUGAACGAGAGGAACUGCCUGAGCCGCCGGAGCAACCACAGCACCCUGGAAAACUGCAUAUGACCCCGGCCCUGCCGGCUUGCGCCGGGAGGGACGUCACGUCCCCGUUUUUAGGGACCCUUUUCCCCGGUAGGAAACACUCGGCAUCUCCUCAGUGAUGCUGCACCGGAGAAGCCCGGUUGAGCUGGAGGAGGCGGCGGUUGGAAACGGGAGCCGGGAUUUGCUGCUGCUUUCCAGACUGGCUUAUUUUUAAUUAAUUUAAAUGGAUGUUGCGGGAGACGGUGCGGCUUUGCCGGCCGCCCCGCUGGCGGCGCUCGUUCAGCUCAGGGAGCUUCAGGUUUUGGACGCCGCUUCGGUGCGGGGGGCUUUGCCACAGCCCCCCAGCAUGGGCAUCGCAGCCCCUUUCUGGUGUUUUCCAGGCUUGGGUGUGGCAUGAGCGCAGCGUUCCAGAUGAACUGGGGUGACACUGCGGCUCUGUGCCCAUUCCCCUUUCCCGCUGGCACUGGGGAUGCGGUGGGCUCGGUGGUGGCGAGUGCGGCAGCCGAAGGAAUGGGCUCAGCCUCUCUGGCCUGAAGCCGAGCAGGAGUCCCUUGUCACCUCUGCCACCCCCAGGGAUGGCAGCCACCCCUCCUGGCACUGCCGGUGCCUUCCCCGUGCCAUGGGGCGUCUCAGGGUGUUCGUGCCGGGGGGACAGGAGUGGUCGGGAUGCAGGGUCUGGCUUUUCCAGGCGGCACAAAGCUAGUGACCAAAGUUGUACAGGCAGGCGGGGGUAGGUCCCCCCCUACCCCAAUCCUUUGGUGGCCUCGGGACGGAGCCCACGACCCUGGUGAGCACCGUGAACCUGGUGAGGCCGGAGCGCAGUGCACGGGGAGGGGGAAACACAGCUUCCCCCCAAAAAAGCACAAAGUUUGGGGUGAACCCUGUAAGUUAUUGGAGAAGGUUAAUUAUUUUUAUUAAUGGCAUCUCGACUAUCAGGUCCUGGCUCCUUCCGUGGGGAGAUACGAGAAAUAAUAAUAAUAAUUAAU